Messenger RNA from Lacerta agilis (Sand lizard), 2396 nucleotides. It is a transcript of the gene ZBTB44, whose product is annotated as zinc finger and BTB domain containing 44. Bases 110 to 1981 code for a protein of 623 amino acids. Lineage: Eukaryota; Metazoa; Chordata; Lepidosauria; Squamata; Lacertidae. The record is from RefSeq and is a predicted model, not a curated record. Gene Ontology annotation, molecular function: protein binding. The transcript has 6 exons.
UUAUAUACAUAUAUACACACACCGACUGGGCCAGGAGGAGAGGGCCUCGCCAAUUGCAGGUGCAUUUUGAUCUCUUGCAUUGUGGAUCAUAGCAAAAAUCAGAGGAAAAAUGGGCGUCAAAACAUUUACCCACAAUUCCCCUGCACACAGCCAGGAGAUGCUUGGGAAGCUUAACAUGCUGCGUAAUGAUGGACACUUCUGCGACAUCACCAUUCGUGUCCAAGACAAAAUCUUCAGAGCACACAAGGUGGUACUGGCAGCCUGCAGUGACUUCUUCCGUUCCAAAUUGGUUGGCCAAGCAGAGGAUGACGGCAAAAGUGUACUUGACCUGCAUCACGUGACAGUGACUGGGUUCAUGCCUCUUCUGGAAUAUGCAUACACAGCAACAUUGUCUAUUAACACAGAAAAUAUUAUUGAUGUCUUGGCCGCAGCCAGCUAUAUGCAAAUGUUCAGUGUUGCUAGCACGUGUUCCGAGUUCAUGAAGUCGAGCAUUUUGUGGAACACUCCUAGUAGCCAGCAAGAAAAGGUGCUAGAUACAGGACAGGAAAACAGUGCAAAUUGCAACUUUACCUCUCGAGAUGGCAGCCUUUCUCCAGUUUCCUCUGAAUGCAGUGUAGUGGAAAGAACCAUUCCUGUUUGCAGAGAGUCACGACGGAAACGUAAAAGCUACAUAGUCAUGUCACCAGAAAGUCCACUUAAAUGUAGCACUCAGACAAACUCACCACAGGUUCUGAAUCCUUCAGCUUCCUAUGCAGAGUCUAGAAGUCACCCUGUAGACUCUUCUUUAGCUUUUCCUUGGACUUUCCCUUUUGGAAUCGACCGAAGACUUCAGUCAGAGAAGGUGAAGCAAGUAGAAAAUUCUCGGACUCUAGAAGUGCCUGGUCCAUCUGAAGCAGCUAGAAGAAUUGCUGAUUAUGUGACUUGUGAGAGCACAAAGGCCAGCUCACCUCUGGUCAUUGAAGAAGAUGUGCGUGUUAAAGUGGAAAGGUUAAGCGACGAGGAAGUCCAUGAGGAAGUAUCGCAGCCUGUCAGUGCAUCCCAAAGUUCUCUGAGUGAUCAACAGACGGUUCCAGGAAGUGAACAAGUUCAGGAGGACCUCUUGAUCAGCCCACAGUCAUCAUCUAUAGGUUCAAUAGAUGAAGGGGUCACUGAGGGAUUGCCAACACUCCAGAGUACUUCUGGUGGUAACGUUCAUGCAGAUGAUGAUGACCGAGUGAUUGCUUGCCUCUUCAGAUUGGAGAAUGUCCAGUAUCCUUACCAGCUCUAUAUUGCUCCUUCGACCAGUAGCACAGAGAGACCCAGCCCAAAUGGCCCUGAUAGACCUUUUCAGUGUCCUACCUGUGGUGUUCGAUUCACCCGUAUUCAGAACUUAAAACAGCACAUGCUCAUCCACUCAGGCAUUAAACCAUUUCAGUGUGACCGUUGUGGGAAAAAGUUCACCCGGGCUUAUUCGCUAAAGAUGCAUCGCCUGAAGCACGAAGGUAAACGCUGUUUCCGGUGCCAGAUAUGUAGUGCCACUUUCACUUCCUUCGGGGAAUAUAAACACCACAUGCGGGUUUCCCGGCACAUUAUCCGCAAGCCUCGGAUUUACGAGUGCAAAACAUGUGGCGCCAUGUUCACCAACUCUGGAAAUUUAAUCGUUCAUCUGAGGAGUCUGAACCAUGAAGCGUCAGAGCUAGCAAACUACUUCCAGAGCAGUGAUUUCCUAGUACCGGACUACUUAAACCAAGAACAGGAAGAGACCCUUGGCCAGUAUGAGCUAGGAGAGCAUGGAUUUGAAAGCAGCUCCUCUGUCCAAAUGCCUGUCAUUUCACAGGUUUCAUCAACUCAGAAUUGUGAAAGCACUUUCCCCUUGGGGCCUCUGGGUGGGUUGGCAGAAAAGGAAGAAGACAUGCCAGAGCAGCCAAAGACGACUGCAAGUGCCGACGUGAGCCGGGAUGACCCCCCGAAACCAGGGCUCUCGUCUAUCACUAUUGAAUAAGUCUGCAGUUUGGUUUCAUUUUUGUCUUUUUGGAAAGUGCCUGUGUUUGGUCUUGUACAUUUUAAUUUAAUUUUCAGAAGGGGGGGGGAGAAUGUACCCCUUUUAAAUUUUGUAAGCUAUGCUGUUAAAACCGUAAACUGCAAAAGAUAUUACACUAUUCUUCACAGCCAAACGGUCACUUCUGUGGAAACAUUUUAAGACUGAAAUGCACAGUAAGGUUCUAUCAGAACAUCACAUGCACUUCUAAAGGAAAGCUAAGCACACUCAAACUACAUUUAUGGUUUCUCAUUCUGCAGUUUAGACCUAAUUAUUAAUGGAUUGCUUCGCUCACCCCAUUUUUGCAGGAUUUCAGGUGCAAGAAGAAAAAUUAAUGGUGCUUAAAAUGAUGAGUUUUGAGUACACACGCACACACCCA